This is a messenger RNA of Varanus komodoensis (Komodo dragon), 571 nucleotides long. RefSeq names its product protein mono-ADP-ribosyltransferase PARP4-like. The record is from RefSeq and is a predicted model, not a curated record. Lineage: Eukaryota; Metazoa; Chordata; Lepidosauria; Squamata; Varanidae. The transcript is spliced from 4 exons. The coding region runs from base 2 to 571 and encodes 189 amino acids. Gene Ontology annotation, molecular function: NAD+ poly-ADP-ribosyltransferase activity.
GAUGAAAGAAGCCAUUUUUGCAAACUGUGUGUUUUUCCUGAGACUGACAAAAUUACACAUUCGGGAAAAGAAUAGAUUGAAGAACAGCAUUAAAGAAAAUGGUGGAAAGAUUCAAUUUGUGUUGAAUCAAGAGUGUACUCAUGUUGUCACGGAUUUUGCUGAUGCCCUCAGUUCCACUCACCUGAAAAGUAUCCGGAAAUUUCAGCUGCCUGUUGUAGAUGUUGAUUUCAUACAGGACUCCGUUGAUGUAGGGGAACUCUUACAGGCAGAUGAUUAUGAACCCCACAAAGCAUUGGCAUGGGCAGCUGGUGUGCCAGUGGAUUUGGUUCAUGGAGAUGACAACCAAAAGGAAAAGGAUACUACUAAAGAAGAUAACAAGAAUCAAUCCAUUGACAGCAGCAACAUAGACAGUCUAAGAUGGCUUUCGCAUGACAGUGAAAACAUUCCUGAUUUUCCAGAAGACUUUGAGGUUGCAAAGUAUGCUAUCCUAGAAAAGGUAAUAACUUUUCAUGUGAGAUACCAGGACAAUAAAGAGUAUGAGGCAGGUGUAUACACAUGUGCAUCUCUUUAA